Schistocerca nitens (vagrant locust) is the source of this 10244-nucleotide messenger RNA. RefSeq names its product Hermansky-Pudlak syndrome 5 protein homolog (gene pink). The transcript has 6 exons. NCBI's taxonomy places the organism in Eukaryota, Metazoa, Arthropoda, Insecta, Orthoptera, Acrididae. Gene Ontology annotation, molecular function: protein binding. The coding region runs from base 374 to 4006 and encodes 1210 amino acids. The record is from RefSeq and is a predicted model, not a curated record. Gene Ontology annotation, biological process: developmental pigmentation. Gene Ontology annotation, cellular component: cytoplasm.
GGGGGCGGUGGUGAGGACAGUACGUACCGGACGGAUGUGGCCAAUAUUCCAGCAGUAAUGAAUUAGUCAGUUAAGACAUACUCUGUUUUUGUGUUGUGUAGUACUGUUACAUAAUAACAUGUGUUGUUUAUUCGCUGGCGCAGCUGAGUUGGGUCCAUAUUAAGUUAUUAAUGCGAUGUUAAAGUGAUGGAUCCGUUCUAUUUUUACGAGGAUAGUAGGCUUAGAAGAGACUGUGUAAAAUAGAGUAAAUGUCAAAGACAUUUCAUCAUGCCAUUCGUCAGAAGUGUACGUGCUUUUUUUCAUAACGAGAUAAAUAUAGGUAGUACAAUUUUUCCUCAGGAAUUUAAACUCAAGAUGAUAUAAGGUCAGAAACAUGGGCUCUGUGCCCUACGUAUUAUCCAGUUUAGAAGAUGUGUCAUCGCUGUACGCUCCUCUCAGAUCCACACAGAGAAUCAAGUACACCUGCUUCACUGUCUCAAAAAGUUUUCUAAUAUUUGGUGCCACAAGUGGAGGCCUCUAUGUGUUUCGCAGAGAAUCGUGUGUCUUUCUACAGUUGAUUCCUAACAAGGAGGGGCCUAUUCAGCAUGUGACAGUUUCUCCUGAUGAGCAGCUGUUUGCAUUUGCCACUGUUAAGGGAGCAGUGUGUAUGCUUGAGCGGAACCAUGUAGCUGGAUCACGUCAUUUGCACAAGUCAUCUGAACAUGUUGGUACUGAAGUUACUGCCUUGUGUUGGGGUGCUCAAAAUGAGCUGUACAUUGGAGAUGCCUUGGGGCGAGUGUCAGUACUCAGUGCACCUGUGCUGGGGAAGAAUGUUUUUAGCACACCAUCAUUCCAGCUUAUGCAGCUUGAUUCACGUGUGGUACAAAUGGAUGGACAGGAUGGACUUCUAUUGGUGUCAACACUCACACGAUCAUUUAUCUGUGAUACAAUUAGAGAACAAUAUAGGCAGAUAGGACAGAAGCUUCGGGAAGGGGAAUUUGGAGGCUGCUUUGCAAAGCAUGUCGAAGAUAGACAACCACAUAUGUUUUGCGCUCGACCUGGAUCACGUAUUUGGGAAGCUGCAUCAGAUGGAACUGUUCUGAGCACACAUCAGUUCAAACUUGCUCUUGCUGUACCUCCAGAACCAGUUAUAAGUUAUUCUAGUCAGAAUUUGCCAGUCAGUUUAGAAGGUUCCAGUGUCUGUUGGAAUCAGCAGUCAUUUAAUUUUGCUAAGCUGCUCACUUUAUCUGAUAGUUUUCUCUUUACUUUCAAAAGUGAUGGACUUUACAUUUUUGAUCCGUAUACCGCCAGGGUGAUUCUGUGGAAUAACAGCUUUACUGAUAUUGUGGAUGCUGUCACAGUAGACAAUAGCAUUUACGUCUGGACAGCCACAGGGAAAAUGCAUGUACUUACACUUCAUCCAUUGGAGAAAUUCUUGUUACUACUGUACUUUCGUAAACAGUAUACAUUAUGUGGUCUAAUGUGUAAACUUCAUGAGAAAUGGUUAUUGGAAGCAAUAAACUCGUCUCCAAAACUGUGUGUGUUAGCAGAUCUUACAGAAAAGUUGGAACUUGAUCAAGAUUUAGUCCUGUCACUAUCACCACUUCUCAAAGAAUUGUCAAAACAUGCUGAACAGAAACAGAUAGCUCAGCGUCUUGAUUCAGGAAUUUUCAUUGUCGGUAAUGAUUACUUUCUGUGCAAUGAGAAGAACACUGUUUCCGAUGUCCCUAAUGUAAGAAGAACAGAACAUCUCAAAGAUAAAUCAAGAUCACUAAGUCUUUCCCCUGAAAGAAACAGUUCACACAAAUUAGAAACAGUUAAUGAACUUGAAAACAGCAAAAGAUGUGUCAGUCACAGUUCUCUGCCAGAUGUGACAAAUAGUUUGAUUGAUCAGCAACGUCCUUUUGUUGAUAACAACAUGAAUAAAUGGAUAACAGAAGAAAGUUGUGGAAAUUAUAUGGACCUUGAUAGCAAAUGUAGUGAUGAUUUUCAAACAUCUGCUGUACCAUCCCAGGAAGCAGUUCAAGCACUGAGAGAAAUAGGACAAUCAGUUACAUGGACAAUUACCAACAGUACAAAGUCUCUGAAGCAGAAGUGGCAGUUUCUGGAAGACAAGGUCAAGAAUUUCGCUCAGGAAAACUCUUCUCAGCCAUCUGAAGCUUUGUCUGAUUGUCAGUUAACUGAAGAUAAUUCUCUUGUUAAUUCAGAAAGAGCAUACGAAAAACAAAGUGUCUUAGAGUAUCCAAAUUUGAAUUUAUCUGAUUUGAUUAACAUCUGUGAUGAAUAUCAUAGAAUUGAUAUUGCUGAUACGGAAUCACUAAGAAUGAAUUUUUGUAGUAGUGUCAUAGCAAUUUCUUGUAAAUAUAACCAUUAUAUAAACAGAAGGAAUACUAAACUAGAUUGUAGCAAAGGUGACAAUUCACAUUUUAAAGAUGAAAGUGAACAUUUGGAUGAAAGUGUUUAUUCUUUGGUAGUGGGAACAGCCUUUCCAUUUCACCACUACUUUCCUCCAGAGAGACUUGAAACUAUGAAACUCUUAGUUCAUGAUGUUUUGAAGCAUAAAUCUCUAGUCAAACACUUAAAAGAGUUCUUAUAUGAUAUAGAACUGCCAGAAAGCUCUCUAAAAGACUACUUUACUGUUAUUUCAGAAGAUAGUUUAAAAUUAGAUAUUGCUAUUGGUAGAUUUUUGUCAUUGUGUUCAGAAAUAAUUGAGCCUGAGACUGUUCUUGAUGAUUUAAGGAAACUGGAAGUGCCUUGUUACUUUACCUCUCUUUCUGUGUUACUAAAUAUAGUCCAGAUAGGUGCAUCAAAUUUUCUUGGUUCUAGAAGUAUAGAGAAGAGCGACAGUAGCAAUGGUUGGUCAGAAUUGCUGCUACUUAAUGCUCUGUUCAUUACAAUGCAGAUGGGUCAGACCGAAAUGUACAAUUCAGUUCGAAAGGAAAUGUAUGUAAAGGAUAUUUGUUAUUUAGCCAUAAAGUUGGAGCAAUAUAUGGUGAAACAUGGUGAAAGUGAACAAUCUGCAAAACGUCACUGCCAUUUUCUCUUCCUCUCUUGUGUUGUUAAAUUGCCUAACUUCAGAAACACUGUACUGGAUUCGGUACAUGACAGCUUCCUUGCAAAUUUCAUCACUGCAGCUUUAGAAUCAGUUAACCAGGAUUGUGGAAAGACAUGCAAGUGUGGAUAUCCUCUGGAAACACCGAGUAGUGAGAAAGUUAAAUUUAUUGAAAUAGGUACAAUUGUUUUAGAUUACUUUCAGAGGACUGAUCAUGAGCGAGCAUUACUUCUAUGCAAACAGAUUCCUCAUUUUUGGUAUCAUAUGUUACAUAAGAAGUGUGAUAGGUCAGAUACAGACUUAAAAUUGAUUGUGCAGUUGGGCAGUAUACAAGAUUUAGAAGAAUAUCUAUCUGAAGCAGAUGUAAGUUUCUGGAAUCAUGUUUUAUCUCUGGUGUUUACUUUUCGCUCUGGUACUUGCCUGGGCUGUAGCUACCCGUUUACGGUAGAGAAGGAUUUCCGUGGAUCACUGUCUCUCUCUUUGUUGGGUGCUUUGAUUGUCAAAACCCUGGGCCCUCAUGGAGCAACCUCUCUCUUCAGGAAGCAUAGUCCACAGAUUCAGCCUGGCGAACUUGAUGCAAAGUUUUUCCAGUCCUGCAUCUUUGCAGCCAUGGUAAAUGUAAAAAAGGAUGGUCUACAAAGUGCUGUUGUUGAUAGAGUACAAGGGCUGUCCGGACAUUCAUCUAAAGUCGCCACUUUCUCAUCAAAGGCAGCAGACAGGAUCAACAAAGCUCUUCGUGAAGAUGGAUUUGUUUUGAAACAGACAGGAUAUAACAACAUCACAGAAAGAGCAAAUAAUCAUCACUGGGGAGCACGACUUGACCUCUCUCGUGAUACAUGUGCUCUAUGCUGCUUGCCCUUAGGAUCACAAGUUUUGCUGAGAGAAGGGCAGGGCCUUACUGCAUAUCCAUGUGGACAUGUGUACCAUACAGUUUGCCUCCGGAAGAAGUAUGCUACCUGCCCUCUUUGUUGUUAAUCUAUGUUGAUUGCUAAUGAACAAAAUGUCAUAUUUCGAGACUCUCUUUUUGAUACAUACAAAAAUUAAUAACACAAGUAAUUUCAUUAUUAUAGUUACUGUGCAACUUGUUUCCUUCAUGUUUGCAUUCCUUACUGACAUAUGCUGAAAAUUAUUUUUUCACGAUAGCAGCAAAUGUCUGUCCCUUGUUAAACAGUCAGCACCAUGAUGGUCAACUCAUAAACAUUUAAUUUUUUUGAUGUAUUAUCGUUUUGCUGACGUUCAGAAUUGUCACAAGACAAGAAAUAUUAAAUAUUUUUGGCUACAGUGCUUUCUACAGAUGUUGCAUUUCAUGACCUUCCACUCCAAAACAAUACAUAUGUACUACAUUUCAAGUAAAUGACAGUUUCUAGAAAUCACUUCUCAUCUGCUGGGGUAAAGUGUUCUGCUGUGAAAUUGGUUACAGUAUAGAUUGGCAUCAGCAGUAAUUGUGUGAUUGAUGGGUGAGGAUCUCAUUGCUGGCUUUUGCCACUCCUACAUCUUGUGGACAAUCAUGCUUCUCAUAAUCUGUGUUGAGACUAUAAUAGAAUUUACAGAGCAAUGCAUGUGGACUUUUCCAUUUUAGGACCAUAAUAUUGUUGAUGCAAAGCAAAUAACAAAUGGCUACUGUGGAAUAAUGAUAAGUGACUGAAAGGGUGCUAACAUUAAUGGUCAGAAAAGUAACUGAUUCUGGAAAACUGCCAGUCAGGCAGGAAUUCUUUCGUGGUUAACACUAUCAUUUGGCCAUUUAUUUCUCUCAGGAUUGUUCUGUUGUAAUCAGAUUAAAAACCUUAGAUUUAGUGAGAGAUAUCAAAUACAAUAGGCACUUAAAUUUUUAUUUUGAUGGUGACAGAUGAAGAGCACAGGAAAGGAAUGUGCUUUCUCCAUAUUAUCAAACUGUUCAGGAGAGAAAUUUGAAAGUUUGAAACUGAAUUUCAUGGAUAUAAUGAACAAAAUUAAUCAAUACAAAAGUCAUUUGGAAGGACACAUUAUAUGCAUUAAAUUAAAUAUAAACUGAUUCCUUAGAUAUUUAAAUUGUAAUUUUAUUGGCAUAAUGUUUAAAGUGAUCUCAUGUGUAACAAAGGAAAAAUGUGCUACUUGUAUACCGCAGAAUAGAAUAUAAUCAAGAAAACCUAUAUUUUUUGUUAGAAAUUGUGUUUGAUUAUUUUGUAAUGAAAAACAAUGUUUGAAACAAUGAAGAUACUAAAAUGAAACUUCCUGGCUGAUUAAAACAUUUUAGAGCACUUGCCCGUGAAAGGCAAAGGUCCUGAGUUAGAGUCUGAGUCUGGAACACUGUUUUAAUCUCCCAGGAAGUUUCAAAUCACUGUGCCCUCUGCUCCAGAGUGAAAAUUUCAUUCUGGAAUAAAGACACUUCUUGGUAAGCAAUUUCUCUUCGCUAUUUUAACUUCGUGUGGCAAAGUGGUAAUUAGAGUUAAACAUAAUAUCACCUUGUCCCAACAUACACUUCUCAGCCUAGUGUAAAAUGUUUAUGUAAAACACUCUUGGUUCUCUUCUGCAAUACUCCUUCAAAACCUGGAGGUCUGUGAUACUUUUCUUUUAAUGUUGCCAGAGGACCUAUAGAUACAUUUUAUUAUUAUUGUUGUUGGCAUUAUACAAAAUUAUACUGAAAUAAAUUUUUAUAUUUUUACAUUUUACCCCUGUAAGCAGGAGAUGGGUAUUCAAGCGAUUGCUACUUUUGAAGUCACUGUGAAGCUCUCACCACCUAUAAAAUCUAAGCUUCAUUAUCAGUUUCUUGAUGUUGAAUGACGCACAGAUAUUUCUUACGAUGACUAUCACUCUAACCAGUCUUGUUAGGAAAGGACAUUUCCUCAAAUAUUUAUUCUUCAGAAAUGACCCACAAUUUUGUAUCAUAUCUUAAUUGACCAGCACAACAUUAAAAAGCUUAGUUUUACAUCAAGCUUUAACCAUUAUCUGCACACUAUCCACUGUAACUCCUGCUAAUGCUUGUCACGUUAAUCAGUCCCAUAUUCUUAUCACACUCCAAAAAUAGUGUCUUGUAGUAGGGGAAGCUACUUCCAUUGUUUCCAAAAGUUUCAGUUCACUCACACAAUAAUUAAGAUACUUUGGUACAAUGUAAUUGUUUUUCUGGGAUGAAGAUGAAUCACAAAGACUUCAAGACAUUUGACUUUCUUGUCCAAUAAUUUUGUCACAAAGUGACUUAGAUUGGAAACAACUUCAUUGGCCCCUUUCCUUUCAAUAUCUUCAAUGUAAUUGUAGAAAACUGAAGUUGCACUUGAAAGCUGAGAACAUUGAAACUGCCUUGUGUAAUAGACGUCGUCAGUACUUAUGUUUGGUAAGCGUACAUUUCUUUGUUUGUCCAUGCAGGUUGCUUCUGUUUCAUUAGACUGUUGGCCUCUUAAAUGAAUGUCUUUUUCUGGAAUAAAAUGUUUCACCUUUGAAUUUGUGUACUUUCUGAUCAAUAGUGAUCUUAUUUAUUUAUUUCAGUACUUGUGUUUUCAUGUCGUCUUUUAAAUUUUCAGGUAACACUGCAUUCAUCACAGUUUCAACUCAGCAGUGUACUUAUCUCAGGUUGAGCAUGCAUCAUGCCUUGUAUACCCAAAAGCUAUAUUGAAUUUGCUCUUAAAUACUGUUCUAUGCAUUUCAUAUGACACAUGAAAAUUUGGGUAGUUUUCCUGGAACAUUUAAUGCAGUUUUUUUUCACCAAAAGUUCCUCUGGGAGAUACAACCUCUUGGUCUUGUCAUUGUUGUAAUGACAUGAUCUAUCCUUAAAUGAAUGAAUGUGAUCAUUAACUGCCAUUCCUACUUCUUCCUCAAUUUUCUAUAGCCUAUUGCCACGCAUAUUCCUUUCAGCAUGAGCAGUCUUGCCCAGCUUCAAAAAUUACGACCCUUUAUUAAUCAUUGCCUUGGUACUCCAUGUACUUCCUCAUAAAGGCUUUUCUGCAUAUAGGAAUUUCAUGUACAAUGUCGUCACCUUUCACUCUAGUGUGUAGUAUGCUCAAAGUUGAGCUUCAUCUUCAUUCUCCCUUGAUAGCACUCUUGAAGUGAAAGUAUUGUAAUGAGACCUAUCAGAUACAAUGAGUUCAUUCCAGUGUCCCAUAUCACUAAAUUUUUAUAUAAUAUUUUAUCUUUCUCCAGCCCUUACUACCACAAAACACUUUAACACACAGUUACAGCCUCUUCCUAGUUCGUGUGGCUCAACUCUUAAUUUCUUCAUGACUGUACUCAUUUGCUCUCAUCUAUGGGUUUUCCUAACACUGUGGGAGUCUGAAGGACUCUUGUCUUUCAUCCUCAGAUGAAGUACACAUCAUUCAAUAUAAAUAAUUAACUAUUCACACUGAAAUGAGUCACUUACUACACCUGCAUUACUGAACAGAAUGUCUCAGACUAAAGCAAUGGUUUUCAGUAGCGUUCUUUCCCUGCAUCCCUAAUGUAGAGUUAUAGAAUGUGGACUGUUUAUAUUAUCACACUGGUUGAUUACAAAUAUUAAACAACACGGAAGCCUACAUCUGAUGGUAUACGUAACAUACUUUUGGAAAAAAGUGGACAAAGCAUGUUCUUUCCCUGUGCUCUUCAAAUGGAAAAAAAAGGUUAAACAAUGGAAAAUCCAGGAUGUAGUAACACUAUUAUGAAAAGGAUAGUUUUCUACUCACCAUACAGAGGAGAUGUUGAGCUGUAGACAGACACAACAAAAAGACACUGUAUGUUUGACCUUUUGGCCAGAAGGCUGUGUUCUGAUGUAGAAAACCCAAACACAUUCAGCCAAGUACAACAACUGUCUCUCACCACUGAAGCCAGACUCACUGGCCACACAUGGUUUUUAUUUAUGGGAGUUGUGUUUCCAUGAAUGGGUGUUUGUUUUCUACAUUAGAAGAACCAUUUUUGCAUAAAGCUCACAUGUAUAGCAGUCUUCUUUUGUCUGUCUGUGCACUCAACAUUUUCUCUAUAUGGAGAAAAAGAUUACUAAUUUUUGCUAGGCAUAAUGCAUUUUAUUUGUGAAAUGUCUGAGAAAUUUGACACCCCCCACGGAAAUUUGACACCCCCACCCUCCCCAAAGGAAGUAAUACCUGACAUGUCCUAUUGUGAUAUCUUCAUUCAACAUUGUGCUCAUACUUAAUUAAAAUUUAUAAUAUGUUGCAGACAAAAGAUAUGGAAACCAUUUUAAUGAACUUUAAUAAUUAAUUCAUUCAUUCACACAUUGUACUCCAUAAAUCACAUCGUGGAGAGCCUUAAACGGUGUGAAGUAAUGAAAAAUGCUGAAUUAAGAUUCUUUUGCUGUAUUUGUGUGACACAUUCUUUUGUAAUUUGAGACAUGGACUACAGACAAAUAUCUCUCAUUAUUACUCUGUGUCUCCUUAAAGUGAUUGUGUUUCGCUAUGACCUGUGCUACUUUUUGAAAAUGAAUUAGUUAUUUGAUGUGCAGAUAAAAGUUGCAUAAAUGAAACCUUCCUAGGAUUUCUUAUAGAAAUGCAUGGAAACUAGAGAAGACAACUCUUUUGUGUUACUAGAAAACAAAAAUGUAACAGUUUGCACAAGCAAAGAGAUGAAGUAAAUAUGUGAGCUUUUCAAGUAAGUGGCUUCUGCUCUUGUGACCAUUUGGGAGUGGCCAAAGGAACAUAAUGUAAAUCAGCUCAUAGACCUUAAUUAUAAAAACAAAAUGUUACCAAAACUGAAACCAAUUAAAUAUAUAGUUUUUCCAUUGCAUGUUCCACUUUCAACUUGUACAAACAUUAUCAUUUUCAUUUUUGUGGCCUUGUGUAUUCUUUCCUUUAAAAUUAGUGACAAGUACAAGAACCAGAUAAUUCUGUGAUAAUUUGUUUAGGAUGCUAAAAAUGUGAAAGUUUAUUGAAAAAGUGUGCCAUUAUCAGAGUUAUUUAGUUCUGUAGCACAUUGUUGAUCGCCAGUCGAGACUUCUCAUUUGUUUGACAGUGUGUUUCCCACAUUAUUAAUUUCACUGUGACACACUUUAACUAUUGGAUAAGCUGUUUUAGGAAACAUAUACGGAAGAAUCCUCACUUGACUCAACAUAAAACAGAUUUAAAAACAGCAGUGCACGAAACUAUAUGCUGAAGCUUGAGUCUUGCUAAUCAAAGUUUCAUUUCAUAAGAAUCAAAGGUUUCAGAGAGAAAGUGAAAGACAAGACAAUUACUGAAAAACAAGAAGUUUGUUCAUAUUUGUGGUGUCAUCUUUUGCCGUUUGUGUAUUUUUUUAAAGAAAUGUUCUUUCUUGUUGAAAAAUGGACUGUUAAUAUUAGUGUGUGUGUCAAAUGGUGCUCUCUUUUAAUGUUGUUUCGUGUGUUUUUGUUAUCUUAACAAAUUGACUUCUAAAUAUAAUUUAAUGCUAGGUAUUGCUUAAUUGUUUACACUAAUUGUUUCAGUACAAAGGAAAGUAUUCAUGAAAAUUUGAAGAUAACUUGAUAGUAACAGAUUAGUACAGUGCUUAAAAUAUGUCAGAUUGUUAGCUGUUCUGCAAUGACAGUUUCAGAUUACAUUAGCUUAAUAUACAUUAUUCUGUAUAUAAUGAAGAGAUUUUAUAUACAGCUUCUUAAUUAUUUAACAACAGUGACAUAUGAAAACUGGUUAUAACUUUCAGUUCAUUGUACACUAUUUUGCAUUGUUGCAAAAACUUAACUUGUGGAACUGUGUUACUUGCCUCAAAUAUUUAGAAAGAAAUUGCGUGCCAUCACUAAGCAUCUACUACUAUUGCCAUCUACAAUUUUGUGUAAUGUGUUUCAUAUGAUAUGAUAGAAAUUCUGAGUCUUAUAGUGAAGUCAGAAAGAGUUAAUACUCCAGUCUGUGCUGUAGAAGUAAUCAAAAUGAGCAGAUGCUGUUAUACUAAUACUGUACUGUUGAGUCAUUUGUAUCGUAGCGGAAGAUUAAGAGUCUUGGUAGCAGUAGUUGCACAACUCUAUGAAUGAAUGGGAUUGUGCGGAGUUUCAUGAAAACUAUAUGUCAGAAAAGUUGUGUGAAUCUCAAAACGUUAUGCAGGAGAGAGUGAAUUACAAAAAUUGUUGAUGGUUCUCAAAUGUUAUUGAUGCAUAAAUGUGGUGAGACUUAACCUAGCUAGGUAUAUUUUUCAGAAAAAAAGUGUGUCCUUUUAUAAAUCUUGCAAGUUUGUGCGUGAUAUUGCCCUUUACAUAAUUUUUUGUAUGUGUUACUCCAGUGUUACAAGAGAGAUCAUUUUGUAGAAAAAAUAUGAUACAAACACAACUGACAUUAUAAAGAAAUCUUUAUUUUAUGUA